Pelodiscus sinensis (Chinese soft-shelled turtle) is the source of this 1402-nucleotide messenger RNA. It is a transcript of the gene PDGFB, whose product is annotated as platelet derived growth factor subunit B. Gene Ontology annotation, molecular function: platelet-derived growth factor receptor binding; growth factor activity. Lineage: Eukaryota; Metazoa; Chordata; Testudines; Trionychidae. The record is from RefSeq and is a predicted model, not a curated record. Gene Ontology annotation, biological process: positive regulation of ERK1 and ERK2 cascade; positive regulation of MAP kinase activity; positive regulation of cell population proliferation. Gene Ontology annotation, cellular component: membrane.
GAAUUACUUUUUAAAAAAUAAAGUCUCUGUUUUUAACCCUUUCUUCCCCACUCCAUGAUUGUGGGAGGCAAGAGAAAAUAACUUGAAGGGAAAAGUGAAGAAGUGCAGUCCUCUGUAAGGAAGACAAGGCUGGAGCCAAACUGUAAGCUGAGACUGCUUCUUUCACCUCUUUGCUUAAGUGUGGGAAUUUAAAAGAAAUAAGAAAGUUCCUCUUUCAAUGUGUCUGGAACUUUUGGGGCUCAGAAUCGAUAUGGAUUUCAGAUUGAUCUUCAUGUCUCUUUGGUACCUGCCUCUCAUCAGCACUGAGGGGGACCCCAUCCCAGAAGACAUUUACAAGAUAAUGAGUGACAGCUUGGUGCGCUCCCUGAGUGACCUCCAGCGUGCCCUGCAGAUAGACUCCGUAGAAGAGGAUGGCUCCAAUUUGGACCUGAACUCAACCCAAGCCCAUCUUGGUCAAAACUUGUCUCGAGGGAAACGAAGUCUAAUGGCAGAUGCUGAGCCAGCAGUACUUGCAGAGUGCAAGACACGGACAGAGGUCUUUGAAAUCACCCGGAGCAUGGUAGAUUCCACCAAUGCCAACUUUGUGGUGUGGCCACCCUGCGUGGAGGUGCAGCGGUGUUCAGGGUGCUGCAACAAUCGCAAUGUUCAGUGUCGUCCCACGCUGGUCCGUGUGCGGCACGUUCAGGUAAACAAGAUUGGAUUUAUCCAGAAGAAGGCCACCUUUAAAAAAGCCAUUGUGCCCUUGGAGGAUCACCUGGAGUGCCGAUGUGAGGCACUGGUAUCUCAGCCCUCCAGUCGCAGUUCACGUGAGCACAGAGGUGCAUCACCAUCGAUCACUGCGGCUCCUGUUUCGAGGAAACAACGAGUGCACCGGCUGCCAGCUCAAAAGAGAAAACAUCGGAAGUUCAAGCAUGUCCAUGAUAAGAAAGUGCUGAAGGAAAUCCUCAGAACAUAGAGGUGCAAGGCAGGUAUAUUUAAUAUACAGUAAAACCUGCAUUAGAGAUCACCUCUGAAGAGAGGCAACCUGCCACGGACAACUACUUGCAGAGGCCCCGGAACACCACUGCUCUCUGUUGUGCGAACCUUUGAAGAGAGACCACCUCUUACUAAGUGACCACUUUUGCUAGCUCCCAUGAAUGGUCAUUCUUGGCAGGUUUUAUUGUAUUUGCUGUAUUGCCCCCAUGGGGCCCUUAGAAUGAUAACUCUUCCUCUCUGUCGAUCCGUCUCAAUGCCUGAGUCGGGCGGCAAAUGGUGCUUCCCUUUCCAUGGCUGGACUUUCUCCCUCCAUUUUCCUCUCUUCAUUUAUGAACAGCAUUUUAAAGUUUUCCAAAAAGAGAGAGAAAAAAACCCCAAAACCCCACGUGCAACUGGAACAGGACAAUGCCUUUUCUGCUGUAGAGAA